AUGCCUAAAUCAAAAGAAUUUAUCGAUAAUUCGGAUUCCGACGAACAAAAGAAUUCGGUUAGUGAUGAAGAAAAAGCUAAGGCUUCAACAUCGACAAAGUCGAAGAGUAAAAAUACAAAUAACAAGGAUGGUCCACCAGCUAAACGAGCUAAAUCAAAUGCUAAAGAAGAUGGCGAUGUCGUACCUUCAACAGCUGGACCUAAUGGUGAACGACUUUACGAACUUAGUAAAUUACGUUAUAUAUCGGUUAGCCAAUUCAAAGGUAAACCAUAUAUCAAUAUUCGUGAAUAUUAUGAUGAUAACGGUGUACAAAAACCUGGCAUUAGUUUAACUGUUGAUCAAUGGGAAAAAUUAAAAACACUUGUUAGUCAAGUCGAUAAAGAUUUAUAG
Rotaria sp. Silwood2 is the source of this 390-nucleotide messenger RNA. The record is from the annotation of a GenBank genome assembly. NCBI's taxonomy places the organism in Eukaryota, Metazoa, Rotifera, Eurotatoria, Philodinida, Philodinidae.